Molecule: messenger RNA, 5327 nt
Organism: Sabethes cyaneus
Lineage: Eukaryota; Metazoa; Arthropoda; Insecta; Diptera; Culicidae
Exons: 7
Coding region: 2002-4746 (914 amino acids)
Molecular function (GO): 3',5'-cyclic-AMP phosphodiesterase activity
Source: RefSeq, a predicted model, not a curated record
AGUGCGUGUGUUACGUGGCUCCUCAUCACGGUUUGAUUUUGCUAUAUACUGGUAGCAGAUGAGAGUGCGGAGGGUGGCACCAGUGAAAAAAAGUGUUUUCAAGCAGUAGUUUUAUUAAGUGGUGCAUUCGUCGGGUGUCUCGAGUGCAAAUUUUAUGCUGCUCGCAAAUCUUGUAGAAUUAUAAGCUCAUGUUCGGUUGUUCAAGACAAGACAUGUAACUAGCUCCUCAUUGGGCAGCUCCCCAAAAUUAGCUGUCGGUGGGUCGUUUAAUCAUUGACUUGAUUGACUGCCAAUUUAAUUCAAGGGGACGUUCCAGACUGUUGAUCUUAAGAUCUGCAGACCAGUAUCAAGUUGGGUGCCCCUGGACCUGGAUGUUCAUAUAAGGUGUGUUUUUAAGUGUCAUUGAAGGCUUUAUGAAGGCUCAUUUAAUACGUGUGUGCAGUCAAGGUGCUCCUCUUCGUGGAAAGUGUCGAUCCAUAGGCACAUAAGGGCAAAAGAAGACAAGACACCGCUUCACAUUGUGAUGAAGAGCUGCUUGCGUAAAAAUCGGAGGGUCCAGAUCAGUGGAUCAAGCAGCUUCCCUAGUUCAUGUAUACAGUUUUAGUAAUAGGCAACCAAAUUUUGACAUCUCGCGGACUGAGCUAUGUGUAUACAAAUAUUUAGACAUAAAAUAAGCACAAAUAUGCAAAAGUGAAGUUUUUUCUCUUUGAUACUACAUACACACACAAGCCGCGAACUAUACUGACUGACACAUGCGUCACACAUAGCUGGCUGAAAAGAGCUGAAGAAGACGACCGCUGCUGAGGCGUGAGACUGAGAGAAAGAUUACCAACCACUCGCUCUCACUGCAUGUUGCGACUAUGUAGUAAUCGCACGCGGAGUGUUGUUCGUUCGGUGUAUUGGACGUUCGUGCGUGCGGGAUUUGAAAUUCCGGUGUAUGCUCCCUGAAGGUCUGCAGGUUGUCACGGUCAACACUGGGCCCCCAGACCUGCAAGGUGAAUCACGGUGCAUCGGUUGAUAGUCCUGACGACGGUGUAACGAAGUGCGAAAAAGUGCUAGCUGUUUCGAGCCUCAGUUCCAUGCAUUAUUAACCGGAACAGCGAUCCAGCAAAAGAAAAAAAAACACGUGCCAACAGCACUCAAAAAGUGUAUAUUAAUGCAAUUUCACCGACCGCAGCAGACCGUCAAUAACCUGUCCCAACCGGCCGAACGCCUACGGUGAAAAGAAGUCACCCAAAAAUGAGGAAAUAAAUUUAAAUUUUAAUCGAUGUUCUUCGAAGGCCAAUGGUGUUGCAGCUCAGUAUACGGUUGUCGAGUCCGUUGUUCGGGUGGGCCUACUAAAAAUCCCUUAGAGCCAACGACGUAAUCCAGAGGAACGAGAGGAAAAUGUGCUGUUGAAAAUUUUCCACCUCUGCUGUGCGGCCCCAUUGCGUCGGCGUGUGUGCUUAUGCUAAUAGUAAAUGAGUGUAGUUAAAAAAGGGGCGAAAGUGGCUGACAGCGAAAGUAACACACGGGGGACACAAGUGCGACGCCUGUAUUUCGAGUGUUUUAUUAGUGUCGAUAUACGCGCAUAAAUAAUAAUAGCGCAAGUGAAUCAAUUCAUCCUGAGUGCAGGGUGUGUAGUAAAAUAGUUAGGUGUGAAAUCUACAAGCAAUCAUCGUAGAGUUUGCUGUUGUUUCGUCCUUCGAAUCUGUGUGCAACCGGAAAGAUCCAUCGAUGUCGUCAACGUUUUUCAAGCUCUUAGUGUUAAAGCGUUCUUCUUCCUCCUCCAAUUGCCAUCGAAAGAUGUGUUAGUGUGCGUAGUUUUAGGCACAGUGAUUGAAAGAGAAGAAUAUCCUUAUCUUGGUGGGUGCUCAUUGACAUAAAAAAUCUACCAAAGUGGCCGCGUCGAAGAAAGCCCGGGGCGCCUUGUCGGAAGGUCGCCUGACCACUGUGACCACAACGGGAACGGAGACCGGCACCAGCUUCACCAGCUCCCGCCAGGGUUCCGUCGAUGGGGUGAUGCAACGAUGCGGUCUCUGUUCGAUCAUAUCCAGCUUGCUGCGGCGAGCCAUGUGCGUUGGAUCCCGACGUGGUAGCGGCGAAUCGUACUACCAGGAACUGCCGGAAACAAAUAUCCCAGACGUUGCCACAAUGGAAACCACGGAUAGCUCCAGCUAUAAACGACUGAUAUCUACGACAUCCAAUACGAUACCAUCAACGAUUACGAUGACAACAACAGCGGCCACGGUAACGACGAUACCCUACCAGCCGGCACGUCGAAUGUCCGACCAGGAUAGACCACUUUUCGAGGCUCUAAUCGCUGAUGAGUAUUCGGAAAACCCGCGACGACGGCAUGCUUGCACCGGGCGCUUUUUGACGAUGCACAAGCGGCGCAGAAAGAAGCUCAACACUCGCAGUCUUGUGCUGGAUCAAGCUAUUCUUGAUGACAUCCUACAUGGCCAGGUGCAGUGCAUUCUGGAUCGGGUUGGAAAUUGGCGCUUCAAUGCUUUCACUCUGGAAACGGUCACUGGUGGACGUUCACUGCCUGUCUUAUGUGUUCAUUUGUUCCAUUGGUACGGCCUUUUGGACCACUUCAAUCUAGACGUAGUUAGAUUAUGGAAAUUGUUUAGUUUAAUCGAAGAAGGUUACCAUAGUACGAACCCGUAUCACAAUUCAAUUCACGCGACUGACGUAACACAAGCAAUGCACUGUUUCUUGCAAGAGAGACGCAUCCUGGAGAAUCUGAGUCCGCUGGAAAUCAUGGCGUCGUUGAUCGGUGCCGUGACCCACGACCUGGACCACCCUGGUGUAAAUCAGCCGUUUUUGAUAGCGACUUCGAACCACUUGGCGGCGUUGUACGAGAACACAUCGGUGCUAGAGAAUCAUCAUUGGCGAUCGGCAGUUGGCUGCUUGCUGGAGAGCGGCGUAGCCGAGCAGAUACAGGGCAUUCGACCGGAACUGGAAAAGCAAAUCAGCUCUCUAAUCCUGGCGACUGACAUAACCAGGCAACAGGAAUUCAUUGCCAAAUUCCGGGAGUAUCUCAGCAGAGACAGUCUCGAUAUGCGUGAUAAGGAACAUAGACACUUCAUUUUACAGAUUGCACUCAAAUGUGCAGAUAUUUCGAAUCCCUGCCGGCCAUGGGAUAUAAGUAAAAAGUGGAGUAUGAAGGUAUGCGAGGAGUUCUUCCGCCAGGGUGACUAUGAAAGACAGCUCAAUUUGCCCGUGACUUCUCUUUGUGAUCGUCAUUCAACUUCGGUGCCCAAAAUCCAGACCGGAUUUUUCAAAUUUGUUGUGACCCCCUUGAUGGACGAAUGGCAUCGCUUUCUCAAGACGGAUCUUUCCCAUAGCAUGAUGUAUCAUCUAAAAUUCAACCAAACCCAGUGGGAAAGCAAACUGCAGGCAGAAAUCAACGAAGAAACCCGAACUGAGAUAUCAGAUGCGGAACUGUUGGAGGAAGAAGUUGCGGACGAAAGUGAUGAUCAGGAUGAACCGGUGCUGGAUCUAUCGGACAGUUCCGAAGUGUUAAUCCCAAAUAUCAGUAAGUUUGAACGCCGUGGAUCGCUGCAAAUUCCCGGCUUUUGUGGUGCUCGUAACGAACGUCGUUUCUCAGUGCCAGUACAUAGUAUACCGAAAAUUGUGCUUCCUGCACGAGACCACCGCGGUUCAAAUCACCCACCGGAAUCGAUUCAGGAGAGCGAUGAGCACAAAUUUGACAACGACUCGCUCUCUAUAUUCUCAUCGGAUAGUGACAGUCUGCAUCGGGGAGCCCGUGGGUCAUCCACCGGUAGUACGGCAGACCGUGAACGUCCGUUGAGCGCUGAGAAUCUGCUUCCAGACUGCAGCAUCGCUUCAAUGACUGACGGUGUUUGCGGUGAUCGACUGAAUCUUGUGCUUCACGGUGCUGUUAGUGUAGGCAAUACCGCAAAUCUCCUCACCGUUGGAACUUCCAAGCAUCUUAUCAGACAGCAAACCUUCCCACCGUUGCAACCGUACAUACGCACCCGUUACAUGUCUUCACAAGCAGAGCUCGGCGCUUGUCCGGAGGCACUGCUUGAAUCGAACUCCAGCAGCAGCUCUUCCAAUACCCACCCUGAUGGAAACAGUGAAUCUCGUGGUGUAUUAGUGGCUAAGAAGAAGGAAAGUAGCAAGCGGGAAACUGAUUCGUCCAGUUCCGUAGAUAAGGCCAAAAUUCCGAAGCUCUCUCUCGGCCAGAAAGAGAAUCUCGACCCGUCGAUACUAAAACGAACUCUAAGCAGAAGGCGCGGCUCAGCGCCAGUCACCGUCGCGUUACCACCGAAGUCAACCGAUCCGGAGCUCAACGUCCCAUUCAUUAUUAAAGGCUGUGAUCUGCGGCGAGGUUCAACGCCGGCCGAAUUUAUCACCACCAUGCAUACAAAAGACCAAACUAACGGUACCCAACCGGAACCACCAUCGUUACCGAACAACAUCGGACCGGUCUACAAUAUGCAGCGACGCGGGUCGGUUCCCUGCGAAGGCUCCAACAGUGUUGUGAUCCGUAGUAGCUUUAGCAUCAAGCGGCGCAGUGCAAAGAAGGCCCUUCGGCGGCGUUCGUCCGGUGGAGCGGAAAUUCUCAGUCCCAUCCUGUCGGAAGAUGCAGCACCCGAAGGUAGCAGCUCGCAAACGUCGUCCGCCUGGCAGCGGUUCAAGCGACGUACCGAUACGGAUAAUCUGCUGUCCCGGCGGCGUGGAUCGCUGCCGGUUGAGGUGCUUACGAUCGGAUAUUCCGGAACGUUACGUCACUAGGAUCUGAGUUGCUAGCUCGACUUGACGAAGGAUGGAGCAGUUUUUCCAACAUCAUUAUCAACAAAUUAAUUGGUACGAACGCUGUGCAUCCGAAGCAUCAAUCUUUUACCUCGGUUCCGCACAUCCACACCGACAGCAGAUGUGGAAAAUGCAACCCAUGGAAGCUGGAAAAUUAUGGAAACUGGUUGUGCCGUCGGAGAUGUACCAGAAAAGUAAAUUGACUGAGCUUGGACUUUUUCCCCGCCGCAUGCUGCAUAGUUUUGAUCUGUUCAAAUUCGGCCGAACUAGUGUAGGUAAUAAAUAUUCGUAGCUCUCGGAACACGUUGAUGUAGUCGUUCAGGAGAGGAAAAGUUUUCUCUCGACGAAAACCUGAAAGCAACCGUGCAUACGAAUGCCCGAAUGAGUGUUGUAAUUAUACAAAAAUAUGAAAUGGAAACAUUUUCCAGUAAGCUAUUUCUCCAGUUGAAUCGAAUCAAAUUAAGGUUUUGCUUCGUGCAGACAAACCGAGUUUAAAAUAUCCUAAGCUAAAACUUUUCCAUCGCAAUUGCCGUACCGGUGCGGCGGCGAGAGGGGUGUCCGUU